GGUUCGAAACGCGUCUUUUAAAAUGGCGGACAUUUGUAAACAACGGCGUUGAUUCCCAGUAAUCAUGUCAAAAUUAUACGUUAAAUCCGUUACGUAAUAAUGUAACAGUAACUUUAUUUUACUAUUGGAUAAAUUAUAGUUUAUAUCGUAAACAUAUAUAUAAAAAAAAGAGGGAAAAUAUGCAAUCUACUAUUGAUAAAAUGUUAUCGACAAAGAAAGCUUUGUGCGCUUGCAUAAGAGGAAAAAAAUUCGAAGACGAUGUUCGACUACUAGAUUAUCGACAUGGAUCUUUGGAUCAAGUUCCCAACAACGUGUUCGUUCGAGAGAGGACGCUUGAAGAACUACUUUUGGAUGCUAAUUGCAUUUCGGAUCUACCCAGAGAACUUUUUUGUUGUACUGGUCUGAGAAUCUUAUCGGUUUCUGAUAACGAGCUCAAACUCCUUCCACCAGCCAUUGGAAGUUUAAUUUGUCUCGAGCAACUCGAUGUAUCGAAAAAUUCUUUGUCAUACGUUCCUGACGCAAUAAAGAGCUGUAAACGGCUCUCAACGUUAGAUCUAAGCGUUAAUCCCUUAGGUCGUGUGCCUGAUGGCGUUUGUCAAUGCCUUUCACUAACUAGUUUGCACUUGAACGAUUGUUUAUUGGAUUUUGUACCUGGCCAAUUGGGAAGACUAACAAACCUACUGGUUUUGGAAUUAAGGGAAAACCGUCUGAGAAAUUUGCCAAAUACAUUCAACAGAUUAACUAAUUUAGAACGUUUAGAUGUGGGUACAAAUGACUUUCAUACUUUUCCAGAUGUUAUUGGAGAAAUGAAAAAUUUAAAGGAAAUUUGGUGCGAUCGAAAUAAAAUAACUACAAUAUCUAGUUGUUUGGGAAACCUUAAAAAUUUAGUCUUUCUCGAUGCCAGUAAAAAUCUACUACGUAACAUAGACGGAAGUAUUGAGGCUUGUAUUCAGCUAGCGGAUUUACAUCUCUCCUCUAAUGACUUGAAACGAUUACCUGAAUCUCUUGGUCGUUUAAGUAAUUUAACAACUUUAAAGUUGGACGACAAUCUUUUGGAAUGUUUACCUAUUUCCCUCGGAGGAUUAGCUUCCCUUUCCGAAUUGGAAGUUAGCGCAAAUCAGCUAAUAAAUUUCCCACCUUCGAUUGGAUUGUUACGUAAUCUUCGAACAUUAUACGCUAAUGAGAAUUUAUUACGUUUGCUACCCACGGAAUUGGGUAGUUGCCAGGCAUUAACUGUCUUAUCUCUAAGAGCGAAUCAGCUUACCUAUGUACCGGAUGAAAUAGGAAGAAUACCCAAACUCAGAGUUUUGAAUUUGUCCUCUAACUUUUUGGUCAAUCUGCCAAUGUCUCUUAUGAGAUUAAAUUAUUUGCAAGCCAUGUGGCUGUCUGAAAAUCAAGCACAGCCUAUCAUCCGCUUACAAAGCGAUAUACAAAAUGGAAGAAAAGUUUUAACUUGUUAUCUAUUGCCUCAACAGCCACAUGAUGGUGACGACGAUUCUAUUGCAGGAGAUUAUAUCAAUGGGGACCGCGAAAGAAAAAUCACUUGGGAUAGUUCAGCCGGAGAAAACGUUAGUAGGCUAGAAAGAGUCCCUACUCCAGGGCCAGCGGAAAUGAGGGCAAGAAAUGUAAAAGCUCAAGUGAAGAGUUUAACAGACAAUGAUCGUCUUGAGGAAGCUCCCGUUUUAGGGAGAAGGGCUGAAAGGCAAUUAACUCAGGUUGUUGAACGCCAUCAUCUUCUGAAAGCAGAUAAGGAAAAAAUGAUGAAAGAUAAAAAGAGGCUAAAAGGAGAAACAGAAGAUGACGAUGAUGGAGGAUUUUUAUCACCUCAUUCUCGUCACCUUCCUCAGCUGCUAGGACCUCCUCCAAUGGACAGACGUCUUAGAAGGUCUUCAAAGGGCUACGAGAGUGAUAGUGGCAUCGCUAGAAAUCCUAUGUCAGGCUACGAUUCAGAUACAGGCUAUAAGAGCGAUACAGGAUACAAAUCUGACGCAGAAAUAUACGAAAGAAUGAAAGCAAUUCUAAAUCGAAAGGCUAGAUCUACAUCCCAUCUUUCCAGGCCACAGCCUGGUCCUCCGAUCGCAAACUUCCAUUCUACACCUGUUAGACACUUUAGACCAGAAUCUCACGCUGAAGUUGUUCGGUCUGAAUCAUUUCGAUCAACCCCACUUCAACGUAUUGACGAGAUUUCAAAUUUGUCCAUGAGACCCGUCCAGGAAAUGCAUGUUCCAACUACUCCAACCAGCAAACAAAUACCGACUGCUCAGAGAGCCAUAACGCCAAGAACUCCAAAUCAAAAUGGAUCACAUUCAUUUUCAUUUUCGCAUAAGGCAAUGCCAAUUACCAGACCUGCUCAACCGCAACCGUCCCCGUGGCGUCGAUCAGCCAUUGAAUCGGAUCAAAAUCAUAACUUAGAAGAGGAGGAAUGGAAAAAGCAAUUAUAUAAAGCCCAAAUUGCUUUAAAUAAAAGUCCAUCUCAACCAAAUGGAUUAAAUAAUAUACAGGUGGGUGUAAGCCAUAGCUAUAAAUAUUUUGCUAAUCGUUAGUUAAUCAAUUAAUCCACUAAGUCCCGAGCUUUAUGCAUAUUUAUUCAUGCAAAAAUCGAAAAGAGUAUUAUGUUUUUAAGCUUCUCCGCUGCAAAUUUGGUUAAAUUAAUAUCAAAUUCUCUUUCUGUUCUCUUCGUAGAGGCUAUGAGAAGAAACGAAAUGAAAGAUAAAGAUGAUAAAAUUUUAUCGAUAAAUAAUUUACAAAUGUAAGAUGCACAUUCAGGUGGUUUUGUUUCGCUGUUAAAACUCAAAAAAUUUGAUCUUAAAUAUACUUUGAUCGAUUAUUUAAGAUAUUCGAAAAGGUCAACUAUUGAGUGAGAUGAUCAAUCAAAAGAACAAUAUAUAACAAUGAAUAUUUUAAAUUAAAGAUUUAUUACUCAAUGGCAAAAUGAUAAUCGAAUAUCAAUUAACGGAAUGAUUUUAAUUUAAUGAUCCACUCUUUUAAAAUACUCGGUUCUUUAUUUCUGAAGACUAACAAUUUUAUUUUAACUAACUAUUGACAAAACUUCUGUUAGUGCUGGCGAAGCGUUCCCGAACUUCGCAAUAAAACCGGCGCACCUUUCCCCAUCGCUUCAAGCUUUGCUCACAUUCCUGUAAGCAUUUAUGAUUCUAUAUUUUUUGAUAAAACUGUGAUAUCAUACAUAAACACGCAAAGAAUGUUAUUUUGUUAUUCCAACAAAAGGAAUCAUUUAUUAUACUAUCGGCGGUUUUAUUGAUGAUAUCGCACUUUAUUCAAAGUUAAUGGUCAUUUCUAUUUGUGACAAGGAGAAAAAAGAGCUAAUUGAAGGAAAUUGAUCAGCUCUUAAAGUUUUUUUUUAUAUUGUAAUAUAUAGCUUUCAAAACUUUUUGAUCCACUCCAAUAGGAACCGAUAACAACACCACUAAAUGACGUUCGUGCCCAACUUGUUCAUGCCUCUUCAGACAUACCUUAUGCUGACGAUUCAUCAAAAGAAGAUAUACGACAACCUUUUUCUCAAACAUCUACAGAUAGCGGCUAUCAGGAUGACCAUGCUACCCAAUUACUUGUAAAAUUAUACAAAACUCCUGAUCUUGGUAUCAGUAUAGCUGGUGGCCUACAAUCCCCUGGAAACCCUUUCAAUCCUGAUGAUACGGUAUUAUAUUCUAUUUUCUUUCAAAAGUUAAUUUUUCAUUGUUUAAUAAAUUGUAGCAGGGAAUAUACGUUACAAGGGUUUUAGAGCCAAGAAAUGAAGUCCACGUUCGGGAUAAAAUAUUAAAGAUAAACGGAAUAAGCUGCAAGGGAAAGGAACAUGAAACUGUUGUAAAUUGGCUAAGAGGUUCCGAUUCACCAGUUCAUCUUCUCGUUGAACGACGCCUUGCCAAACACAUAACGUGAUAUUACCUACUACAAAAAUUUUAUACCUUUCUUUUUUCUAUGAUUUAGACAUCAGGAAUUAGAUGUGAUAUUGCCUUUUUUAAAAUAAUGUAUCUUAUAGAUUUUUUACUGUAUGAGAUGAUUUAUCAAAUGCACAAAACCGCAUUUUAUAAAUAAAUGAAAACCUGAC
Dimorphilus gyrociliatus is the source of this 4066-nucleotide messenger RNA. The record is from the annotation of a GenBank genome assembly. NCBI's taxonomy places the organism in Eukaryota, Metazoa, Annelida, Polychaeta, Dinophilidae.